Molecule: messenger RNA, 4201 nt
Organism: Paramecium octaurelia
Lineage: Eukaryota; Ciliophora; Oligohymenophorea; Peniculida; Parameciidae
Source: the annotation of a GenBank genome assembly
AUGAAUUUUAACAAUUAAGGAUAGAUUUCAAUAGAUGAUUUAUUAAAGCUAUGUCAGUAAUAUUUAGAAAUGAGUGAUGCGGAUAUUAAAUAAAAAAUGAUCUAAGCUAAUUUUGGAAACCCUAAUGAUUAUGACCUAAAAAGCAAAAUAUAAGAAAUAAUUACCUAAAGUAAAAUUGAAGGAAAUAAAUAAAAGAUUCAGACCUAUAUAGAUUAAGUAAAGUUAUCACUUAUUUAGAAAUGCGCUGAGAGAAUUUAAAAUAUACCCGAAAAUUAAGAUUUCCAAAAUAAUUCUGAAAGAAAUACUAAAAGCAAUGAAUUAAAACAAUGUAACAAGGCGUUGUUUAGGACGAAGGAUCCCAUACUAAAAGAGGAAUAUAAAAAAACGAGUCGAAUAAGUGAUCCAUAAUCUAAUAAUUAAUAUGAAUCUAAUAAGUAAAGCAGUUUAGAAAUGGAAAUGCAAGUAAUUUAUGAGGAAAUUCGCAAACCAACUUCUAUUAUAAAUAUACAUUAAAUUCAUUAAAAUCGCAGAUAAGAAUAAAUUAACCCAUAAACAAACCAAGAUGAGAAUUCACUCUUGUAAGAAGAAAUAAAGAAAAAUAGGUUAGCAAGUAUAGGUAAUAAUAAAGUACACAAUUAAGAAAGAAUUUAAAUUUCUGAUCAUAAUUAAUAUGAUGUUAAACAUAAAUAUGGUAGACCAAGUUAUGUAUCUAUUAGAACUGAUUAAAGAAUUAGAAAUAAUUAAAGCCCUAGAGAAAGCGAUAGAAUUGGUGAUCAUUCAUGUAACAUUCCAAAGAUUAAAUAAAAAGAUAGAUCUCAAAAAGAAUAUUAAGGCAUUACGGAGAAUAAAACAAAUAUAAAUGAUUCAACAACAUAAGAAGGGUAAGACGAUUAACAAAACAAAUUAUUGAAAAAUAAUUUAUAUAUUACUGCAAUCCAAUAAUAAUCUAAAUAUAACGAUUAAGAUAAUAAAAAUAAAUAGAAUGAUUCUUAAGAAAUAGAAUAAAAAAAUGAAUAAAUUAAAAAUUAAUAAGAUACAAAUCUUUUUGAAUAAUUCCAUUAAUAAAAUUUUAUAACAAUUAGUGAUUCUUAAAAUUGUAUUAGAUAAACGGAAAAUGGAACAACAAAAACUGAAACGAUAAAUUAAGAGGUGGAAACUUAAAUGGAUCAUGAUUUAAGAAGAGAAAUUAGUGAUUAGAUAACAAAGCCUAAUGAGUAGAAGGAAGAUGUUAAAAAUGGGAAGGAUAAAGAUCAAAUUACAGUUGUGAGAGAAUAAACUGAUUAGGUAGAAAAAUCUAAUUAGGUAGAUUAAGAAGUGUAAAUAAAAAAGGAUAAUGAUGAAUUUGAUGUGGAAAUAAAAUCUAACUAAUUGAAUUUAAAACUAUAAACUGAUAUAAACCAAGAUUAAGCUAAAUUAAAUAAAGAAUUAAUCGAAAAAGAGAUAAGACAUAACUAGUUAAAUUAUGUUUUAGAAACCGACAUAGAAAAUUAAUAAGAUAAAUUAAUUAAUGAAUAAAUUGAUAAGAAAAUAUAAUAUAAUUAGUUGAAUUAAGAAGUGUAAACUGAUAUAGAACAUGAUUAAGUUACAUUAUUUAAUGAAUAAAUUGAUAAAUAGAUAAAAUAUUAUUAGUUAAAUAAAGAAGUGUAAACUGAGAUAGAACAUGAUUAAGUUAAAUUCUAUAAUGAAUAAAUUGAUAAGAAAAUAAUAUCUAAUCAGUUAAAUUAAGAAGUAUAAACUGAUAUAGAACCUGAUUAAGUUACAUUAUUUAAUGAAUAAACUGAUAAAUAGAUAAAAUAUUAUUAGUUAAAUAAAGAAGUGUAAACUGAGAUAGAUCAUGAAUAAGCUAAAUUAAUUAAUGAAUAAAUUGAUAAGAAAAUAAUAUUUAAUUAGUUAAGUUAAGAAGUAUAAACUGAUCUAGAACAUGAUUAAGUUAAAUUAUAUAAUGAAUAAAUUGAUAAGAAAAUAAUAUCUAAUUAGUUAAAUUAAGAAGUAUAAACUGAUAUAGAACCUGAUUAAGUUACAUUAUUUAAUGAAUAAAUUGAUAAAUAGAUAAAAUAUUAUUAGUUAAAUAAAGAAGUGUAAACUGAGAUAGAUCAUGAAUAAGCUAAAUUAAUUAAUGAAUAAAUUGAUAAGAAAAUAAUAUUUAAUUAGUUAAGUUAAGAAGUAUAAACUGAUCUAGAACAUGAUUAAGUUAAAUUAUAUAAUGAAUAAAUUGAUAAGAAAAUAAUAUCUAAUUAGUUAAAUUAAGAAGUAUAAACUGAUAUAGAACCUGAUUAAGUUACAUUAUUUAAUGAAAAAAUUGAUAAAGAGAUAAAAUAUUAUUAGUUAAGUAAAGAAGUAUAAACUGAAACAGAUCAAUAAUUGAGUAUAUAUAUUAGUGAAUAAAUUGAUAAGAAAAUAAUAACUAAUUAGUUGAAUUAAGAAGUGUAAACUGAUAUAGAACAUGAUUAAGUUACAUUAUUUAAUGAAUAAAUUGAUAAAUAGAUAAAAUAUAAUUAUUUAAAUUAAGAAGUAUAAACUGAAACAGAUCAAUAAUUGAGUAUAUAUAUUAGUGAAUAAAUUGAUAAGAAAAUAAUAACUAAUUAGUUGAAUUAAGAAGUGUAAACUGAUAUAGAACAUGAUUAAGUUACAUUAUUUAAUGAAUAAAUUGAUAAAUAGAUAAAAUAUAAUUAUUUAAAUUAAGAAGUAUAAACUGAAACAGAUCAAUAAUUGAGUAUAUAUAUUAGUGAAUAAAUUGAUAAGAAAAUAAUAACUAAUUAGUUGAAUUAAGAAGUGUAAACUGAUAUAGAACAUGAUUAAGUUACAUUAUUUAAUGAAUAAAUUGAUAAAUAGAUAAAAUAUAAUUAUUUAAAUUAAGAAGUAUAAACUGAAACAGAUCAAUAAUUGAGUAUAUAUAUUAGUGAAUAAAUUGAUAAGAAAAUAAUAACUAAUUAGUUGAAUUAAGAAGUGUAAACUGAUAUAGAACAUGAUUAAGUUACAUUAUUUAAUGAAUAAAUUGAUAAAUAGAUAAAAUAUAAUUAUUUAAAUUAAGAAGUAUAAACUGAAACAGAUCAAUAAUUGAGUAUAUAUAUUAGUGAAUAAAUUGAUAAGAAAAUAAUAACUAAUUAGUUGAAUUAAGAAGUGUAAACUGAUAUAGAACAUGAUUAAGUUACAUUAUUCAAUGAAUAAAUUGAUAAAGAGAUAAAAUAUUAUUAGUUAAAUAAAGAAGUGUAAACUGAGAUAGACCAUGAAUAAGCUAAAUUAAUUAAUGAAUAAAUUGAUAAGAAAAUAAUAUCUAGUUAGUUAAAUUAAGAAGUAUAAACUGAUAUAGAACCUGAUUAAGUUAAUAUAUUUAAUGAAUAAAGUGAUAAAGAGAUAAAAUAUCAUUAGUUAAAUUAAGAAGUGUAAACUGAUAUGGGUAAACAUUAAACUAAAUUAAUUUAUUAAUAAAUUGAUAAGGACAUUCAAUCAAAUACAACAUAUAAUUAAUUAUAUGCCAGUUUGUAGAAAAGUACAAUUUUUAAUUUACCUCUGCUUAUAUAAAUAUUAAAUUAAAAUUAACUAAACGCAUUAUUCUAACUUAUUAUGAUAAUUUAAUCCUUUCCUUCAAUGAAUUUUAGUAUAAAAUAGAAGCUUCUCAUCUAAUUGUGUUUAUUUUAUAUUCUUCAUAUUACAAUUAAUCAACUUAAUUAAUACCAUAAUUGCAUUAUGAGAUAAAUUUAUCAUUUUUCAAGUUAUACUGAUGCCAUUAAAGUUGAUAAUAAUAUGUAUUUGAGAUUUACAUACAUUCCUUAACAUUUCAUAUACAUAUUACAGCUUAGAGGCUAAAGAGUACAUGUAUUCCAAAUUAUUGAUUUCUUUAUUACUAAUUUACCUAUCUUGAAGAUUUCUAGGUAAAGUAUAAAGCAUAAAAUUAAAAUUAAGUGUUAACUUAAUGAGUAAAUGAUAUAAGGUAAAACAAUAAAAGAUGCAUAUUAAUAACCAAUUCAAAAGAAUUUAAAUAGCCAAAAGAUUGAAAAGUAAACUACUAGUUCUAAUAAAUUUUAUAGAUUAUUGAGUCCGCCAGGUAUAAAAUAUGAUUAUAUUGUUAGUUCUUAAGAAUUAUUUUUAGUUUCAAAAUGGGUUAACGAAUUAUUAGGAUUGCUAUUCCUAUUUGUUAAAAUUAAUUCGAAGACAAAAAGCUACUUAUUUUACUUAUUUAAGUUUUCACCUUUUGCUAUGA